ACGUGGGAAGUUCAAAGAAAAGACAUAGGUUUCCUCUAGAAGACAAUGAAGAAUUUAUUUCAGAAGCCGAAGACACCAGAACGCAAGCAGCAACAACCAUUACCACAACAACGGAUACCUCUAACUCUCAAAUUUCAACGUUUACUGUUACACAACAAUCAAGUUCACAAAGUAUCCAGCGAAAUAGGCGUCCAUUUUCUGAAGUAUGGGAUUACUUCGUUAAAGGAACUGAAAAAAACAACGGACACUAUGAGGCAACUUGUAGUUAUUGUGGGAAAAUAUGGGCACAAGGAAAACCAACGCAAUUAGAAGCACAUUUGGCAAACGAAUGUGCUG
This is a messenger RNA of Racocetra fulgida, 336 nucleotides long. The record is from the annotation of a GenBank genome assembly. Lineage: Eukaryota; Fungi; Glomeromycota; Glomeromycetes; Diversisporales; Gigasporaceae.